GGAGAGACACUCUCGUUUCACACCUCUCUUUUUUUUAUCACCAUUCCUUUAUUUGAUAUUCCGAUCACUAUUUCAAUCUCUUUUGAUCGAGAUCGUCGUCUAUCCUUCCAACUCUCAUCGACAGGCAUACUAAACGAAAUGGCAAACAGCAUCAUCCCCCUCAUAAUCCUCCUCCUCGUCGUCGCCCUCUUCAGCGCAAUCGGCUUCGCAGUCUACACCAUCGCGCAGGACGUCAGCAGCAAUACGCGCGCGAAAAUGGAGAAACGGAAUAUCAGUUUUUCGAAGGAGGGGAUGAAGGUUUCGGUGAAGGAGAAGAGGGAUGAGGAGUAUAAGGAUCAGACGCAGAGUGUACUGGUCAAAGUGUGGAAUAAUACUUCGUUUCCGGCGUAUAAGUCGCGGUUAUGGGAUAAUGGGGCCUCGGGGAAAGAGGAUGAUGUGAAGCGGCGAUAACUCUUUUUUCUUCACGGUGUCGAUAUGAGGAUCCGGUAUUUGUUUACAUGCACCUAUAUGUAUGACUCGAUAUGAAUGAUCGAUGCUCACUAUUUCCGACUACUUAUACCACCAUCACGAUCAGGUGGUCUUUCUUCAUUUGGACCAAUCUUGAAGACUUCUCUUGUACAUUUUCAUAUUAAAAGGGUAUCUUUCUAGGAAAGAUAUCUCAGUUACUUUCUGAAAUUUGUCCAUUGCAUGGACCUUUCUAACUUGUCUAUUAUCCAAAUUUUAACAAGGUUCAGCCCUAGAGCGCGCG
Molecule: messenger RNA, 748 nt
Organism: Talaromyces stipitatus ATCC 10500
Lineage: Eukaryota; Fungi; Ascomycota; Eurotiomycetes; Eurotiales; Trichocomaceae
Exons: 3
Coding region: 139-450 (103 amino acids)
Source: RefSeq, a predicted model, not a curated record